UUAAUGCAGACAACAUGGCGGACUAAAAGAUACGGCUGACCCGCCCGGAUACAGCGAAUAAACAGUGGGAUUCACGCCCCCUAUGCUCAAGGAAGACGGAGAGACACCAAUUUGUUAGAAACACCCUCGGGAACAUUGAGGAAUUUUUGGGACCGUUCUAGUCAUUCGUUAACAUAAACAUACUUGCGAUCUGUUGCCUCCAAAUUGGCGGUCUGUCCCAGAUCGUUCAUAUCACCCAGGCCCCCCACCCCACAUACACACACUAUUGGUUCCUGGGGUGUGAAGACAGGGGCUGGGGUUAAGAACGUGGAAAAAAGGAAGAAAGGAAUUGCACAACUAGAUAUUCAGGAUUGUGCAAAAUCAAACGGAAGUCGUGGACCACACUGUGCGAAUGAGUGAUUGAUGCCAAAUUCGCUCCUUAAGGGCAGUAUGGGUGUGUGUCCCCUGCUCCUGCUGCUCAGUGUGGCCCUCGGGGUCUCUGUCUCAGCCCAGGGACCAUCUCUCACCCCCACAGAAGGUCCAGUCUCCACUGCCAAACCCACGGAUUCUCCGGCCACCACCCUCCACAAUGUUCCAGUGGCAACAACCACCACCCCUCCAACAGCCGCAACGACACUGACAACAACCAGCACCGCAGAGGGGAACAUAUUGACUGCAGGCCCCAGUGUCACCCAGGUGCCCAUCCCCCCUCCACCACCCCCUGGCCCCACCAUAGCCCCCCAAGUCCCCACGGGUGCAACCACUGCCCCGCAACCACCCCCUGCUCCGACCACGGUCAGUCGGGGUGGGGAGAAUGGGACCACACCCUCUGCUCCGGACAGUCACACAGAUCCCUCGCUGGAGACCACCAUAGAACCUACGGUGAAAGCCACGUCGCCCGACACUACUAGUGACACUACAACAGGUGGUGGAGAAGACGACACAGACCAAAAUACGCAAUCAGAUGACACGCCCAUCAUUGCGGUGAUGGUGGCACUGUCAUCCCUGCUCGUCAUCGUCUUCAUCAUCAUCAUCCUCUAUAUGCUCAGGUUUAAGAAGUACAAGCAGGCCGGCAGCCAUUCCAACUCCUUCAGGCUGACCAACGGUAGAUCAGAUGAUACAGAGCUCCAGAGUGUGCCGCUAUUGGCCCGCUCGCCUAGCACCAACAGGAAGUACCCACCCCUUGUUGUUGACAAGCUGGAGGAGGAUAUGAAUCGUCGCAUGGCUGAUGACAACAAGCUCUUCCGGGAGGAGUUCAAUGCGCUGCCGGUGUGUCCCAUCCAGGCAUCAUGCGAUGCGGCCUCUAAGGAGGAGAACAAGGAGAAGAACCGAUACGUCAACAUCCUGCCAUAUGACCACUCCAGGGUGCAUCUGUCGUCUCUAGAGGGAGUUCCAGACUCUGACUUCAUCAAUGCGUCCUUCAUCAACGGUUACCAAGAGAAGAACAAGUUCAUUGCAGCUCAAGGGCCAAAGGAGGAGACGGUAAACGACUUUUGGAGAAUGAUCUGGGAACAGAACACCGCCACCAUCGUGAUGGUGACCAACCUGAAGGAGAGAAAAGAGAAAUCCAUACAGCGGCAAUCUCUCUGUGUGUCUCAGUGUAAGUGUGCCCAGUACUGGCCUGACCAGGGCUGCUGGACCUACGGCAACAUCCGGGUCUCUGUGGAAGACAUGAUGGUGCUGGUGGACUACACCAUCCGCAAGUUCUGCAUCCAACAGGUGGGGGAUGUGGGGGGUAAGAAGCCCCAGCGGCUGGUGACCCAGUUCCACUUCACCAGCUGGCCAGACUUUGGCGUUCCCUUCACACCCAUCGGCAUGCUUAAGUUCCUCAAGAAGGUCAAGACCUGCAACCCCCAGUACUCCGGCCCCAUCGUGGUCCACUGCAGUGCGGGGGUGGGGAGGACGGGUACCUUCAUAGUGAUAGAUGCCAUGUUGGAUAUGAUGAACACCGAGAGGAAGGUGGACGUCUUUGGCUUCGUCACGCGCAUCAGAGCCCAGCGCUGCCAAAUGGUCCAGACCGACAUGCAAUACGUGUUCAUCUUCCAGGCCAUGCUGGAGCACUACCUGUACGGAGACACAGAGCUGGAGGUGACCUCCCUGGAGUCCCACCUGGCCAAGCUCUACGCCCCCUCCGCCGCCGGCUGUGGGGGCAUGGAAGCAGAGUUCAAGAAGCUGACCUCCAUCAAAAUCCAGAAUGACAAGAUGAGGACGGGCAACCUGCCGGCAAACAUGAAGAAGAACCGAGUUCUCCAGAUCAUCCCAUACGAGUUCAACAGAGUGAUCAAUCCAGUCAAGAGAGGGGAGGAGAGCACGGAUUAUGUCAACGCUUCCUUCAUUGAUGGCUACCGUCAGAAGGACUCGUACAUGGCCAGUCAGGGCCCGCUACAGCACACCAUCGAAGACUUCUGGAGGAUGAUCUGGGAGUGGAGGAGCUGCUCCAUAGUCAUGCUCACUGAGCUGGAGGAGAGAGGACAGGAAAAGUGUGCUCAGUAUUGGCCCAGUGAUGGGGUGAUGGUGUGUGGUGACCUCUCCAUCGAGCUGAAGAGGGAGGAGGAGAGUGAGAGCUACACUGUUAGAGACCUCCUGGUUACCAACAACCGGGAGAACAAGGCUCGUGCGGUGAGGCAAUUCCAUUUUCAUGGCUGGCCGGAGGUGGGCAUCCCCAGCGACGGAAAGGGGAUGAUCAACAUCAUCGCCGCGGUCCAGAAGCAGCAGCAACAAUCUGGCAACCACCCCAUCACUGUCCACUGCAGUGCGGGCGCGGGGCGGACGGGGACCUUCUGUGCCCUGAGCACGGUCCUGGAGCGGGUGAAGGCUGAGGCCAUCCUGGAUGUCUUUCAGACUGUCAAGAGCCUCCGGCUGCAGAGGCCCCACAUGGUGCAGACACUGGAGCAGUACGAGUUCUGCUACAAAGUGGUCCAGGAGUAUAUCGAUGCCUUUUCUGACUACGCCAACUUCAAGUAGGGACCCACACAGGGGACGGACAUCCAUACACAGUCAUAAACACCAAACCCACACGUACCCGACGGAAAGAAAACAAACUGUUCACGGCUUAGAUGACUGGGCAGCCUGCGUGCACAGAGGAAAAGGGAAUGGAAGUUUUGUGACGGAGCCAAGUGCAGCGCUGCAGUGUACCGGAGGGAGUGAAUAUCAGAGAUGCCUUCUUGAAUAUUUUGUAAUAUUGAGCUUGUUAAUACGGGCCCCUUGUCCCUACCCCCCCCCCACAUCUAUCCCCCCACAUCUAUCCCCCCACAUCGACACUCCCCAAUCCACCCAAUGUACAUAUACUGUACUUUACCCUGUCACAUUUGGGGGUUUUGUUUUUAGGCAAAGUUUAAGUUUGGCUGCAUUUUUAGGGUGACAUAAUGUGUUUUAUGGGUAUGUGUGUGUACAUAGACCGUGCCAGUCAAAGGUUUGGACACACUUACUCAUUCAAGGGUUUUUCUUUAUUUGUACUAUUUUCUACAUUGUAGAAUAAUAGUGAAGUCACAAACUAUGAAGUAACACAUGAAAUCAUGUAGUAACCAAAAAAGUGUUAAACAAAUCAAGCUUUUCCAACAGUCUUGAAGGAGUUCCCACAUAUGCUGAGCACUUGUUGGCUGCUUUUCCUUCACUCUGCGGUCCAACUCCUCCCAAACCAUCUCAAUUGGGUUGAGGUCAAGUGAUUGUGGAGGCCAGGUCAUCUGAUGCAGCACUCCAUCACUCUCAUUCUUGGUCAAAUAGCCCUUACAUAGCCUGGAGGUGUGUGAGGUCAUUGUCCUGUUGAAAAAAAAAUGAUGGACUCACUAAGCGCAAACCAGAUGAGAUGGCGUAUCACUGCAGAAUGCUGGUUACACGUGCCUUGUAUACUAAAUACAUUACUGACAGUGUCACCAGCAAAGCACCAUCACACCACCUCCUCCAUGCUUCAUGGUGGGAACCAUACAUGCAGAGAUCAUCCGUUCACCUACUCUGCGUCUCACAAAGACACGGCGGUUGGAGCCAAAAAUCUCAACUUUGGACUUCUCAGACCAAGGGACAAAUUUCCACCGGUCCAAUGUCCAUUGCUCGUGUUUCUUGACCCAAGCAAGUCUCUUCUUCUUAUUGGUGUCCUUUAGUAGUGGAUUCUUUGCAGCAAUUCGACCAUGACGGCCUGAUUUCAUGCAGUCUCCUCUGAAGAGUUGAUGUUAUGAUGUGUCUGUUACAUGAACUCUGAAGCAUUUACUAUUGCUGCAAUCUGAGGCUUGUAACUCUAAUAAACAUAUCCUCUGCAGCAGAGGUAACUGGGUUUUCCUUUCAUGAGAGCCUGUUUCACCAUAGCGCUUGAUGGAUUUUGCAACUGCAUUUGAAAACUUUCAAAGUUCUAGAAAUGUUCUGGUUUUCCUGACCUUCCUGUCUGUCAUUUCUCUUUGCUUAUUUUAGCUGUUCUUGUCCUGAUAUGGACUUGGUCUUUUAUCAAAUAGGGCUAUCUUCUGUAUACCCCACUUACCUUGUCACAACACAACUGAUUAGCUCAAAUGCAUUAAGAAGGAAAGAAAUUCCACAAAUUAACUUGACAUGUCACACCUGUUAAUUGAAAUGCAUACCAGGUGACUACAUCAUGAAGCUGGUUGAGAGAAUGCCAGGUGUGUGCAAAGCUGUCAAUGCAAAGGGUGGCUACUUUGAAGAAUCUAAAAUAUGAAAUAGAUUUUGAUUUGUUAAACACUUUUUUGGUUACUACAUGAUUCCAUAUGUGUUAUUUCAUAGUUUUGAUGGUUUCACUAUUUUUCUACAAUAUAGAAAAUAGUAAAAAUCAAGAAAAACCCUUGAAUGAGUAGGUGUGUCCGUACUUCUGACUGGUACUGUAUAUAAAUCGUAUUCUUUAGAGGUGUAUGUCAAAUCGAGAGUCGAGGAAAUGGUGUUUGGGUUUUCUUUGUUCUCUUUUGUUUUUUUGCGGUUGAGUGACUUGAGACUUACGUUGUUGAUGGCUUUAUCUGAUUCAGGCUGAAGCUAAAAGCUGAUAGAUCUUCCUUAGAGGAAUGGAUUUACACAGCCAAUCGGAAUUAAUCUGUGCAUAUGCACACGCACGCACACACACACACACACACACACGAACACGUUACAGCUGGCCAGGAGCACUUCCAGAAUUGGCCUAGCCAAUCACAUGAUCUAAACUCUUUCCACUAGUUUUCCUUUGAGUUCAAAGUUCACAGUUCACACAGAGGGCAAGGAGCCAUGGCAUUAGCUAAACCCACUGUUACACAAGAGCAUAGCAUCACACAGCCAAUGAUUUCUCAGGGCACAAACACACUGUAUAUGUGUGUUUUUAAAAGGGAGCCAUGUGCCAAACAGUCUCUUCAGAUGAAGGGUGAAGUUGCACCUAGAUGCUGUUCUUGGGUCAGUUUUGCGUUUCCCCCAUUCAUAGUUAAGCAUAGGAUUUGGGGAGGGCGAGCUGAUCCCAGAUCUAAACCUAAGUGCCACUUUUCCUCCCAGGAGCGUGUCUCCAUCUGCGAGCCAGGCCGUCACAAGCCACAUCUCUCACACACGGUCCAAGACAUUGUGGCUUUGCUGCGCUUGUGUUCAAGGACAUAGAAAACAAUGUAGUUUAGGUGUACCUGCACAUGCUUGCCGUCACAGUGGAUUCUGUGUGUGUAGAACGUUUGUGGAACUUGAAGUUGCCCAUACCGAAAAUAAAUUGAAUAUCAAACGUCAAAUAUAUUUAAAUGUAAUGGGCCUGUUGAAGAUUAGGCCAACAAUGCAUUCAAAAUAGCCUAUGCAUAAUGAUAAUGAGUAGGAGGCCUGAUUGUUGCCAUAAUACAAUUAUUAUUUCAUAAUUUCCAUUUAGAAAACUACAUAGAUUAUGGGUCAAAUAAAUUAACCACGCAAUUACUGUGCAUUUCCUAUCAUUUUGUAAUGUCAUGGAGAUUCUCAUGUAUUCAUAUAUUUAAUUGCUUACAAUUAGAUUGGGCGAAGAAAUUUCCGAUCUAUUAUUUACGUAUCAUUCCAUUUACUUGUACUCCAUUGCAGAUAUUUAUUUUCGGUAUAGGUUGUUUGAGAAAAUGGUGUCAAAAUGUGAAGACGUGUUUGUCUGUUUUUCAACUGGGGCCUGUUCAGGAUGAUGAAAUGUUAUAGAAUGUUCCGAUAGAAAUGUGUUGUGUAGAACAUGUUUGUUUGUCAUAUGUAAUGGAGAUUUGUCAGCUCUAUUCAAUAUAUUUCUAUCUGCAACAUUUAGAACGUUUCACCAUCUGUUGUGGCACCUCAAUACUGUGCUGUUAGUGUUUUUAUGACUAAUACUGAGCAAUGUUUUAUACUUUAAUGCUGUUGCUUUGAUACUCCCCCAAAGGAUUACAUUGUUACUUUUAUUGUUGAAACAUGUGACAUGGAUUGUUUGCAGUGAUUUUUUUUUUUUUUUUUUUUUCAUUUCAAAAUGGCUACCUACAAGGGCAGCUUGGCUAGAAACACAUGCUCUGGGUUUGUGGAUGAGGCCGCCGUCUUUUAGUUGCGAUUGUAAUGAAAUAUAAAUGAUGUCAAUUAGCUAGCAACAAGUUUGAGGUCAAUUCCAUCUCAUCUCAGUCAACUCAGGAAAUUACUUGAAAUUGCCAGUUGUUGGGGGGAGGGGGCGGGUUCCCCAUACAUGUUCUCUCAAUGUAUGAAUAGAAUUUCAAUUUGUCUACUUAGUUGGUUGAGUGCAAAUGGAAUUGCCCCUGGUCCAUUAGCCAAUCAUAGCUACCAAUUGGCCCCAAAGGAUUGUAGUAAACAGUAAUAGUGUGUAGAGUGCAGGUCAUGAUUCCCACCCCCUUCCCAUGAACCAAGGUGUCAACCCUGGUAUGAGUGAAUGGGGUGUAACCGAUUUUGAGGUUUUUAGCCGCCAUUUUGAUCCUAGUUUCUCCAAUGGUCUGUGGAGUUGACAGGUGUGCUAGAGAGCCAUGAAGAUCUGCCAAGCCUAGUCGAUACCAAACUCAUUCUCUUAUAUGCAGAUGGCUCUAUUUGUCCCAUCAUAGAGGUUCAGCAUCGUUUUUGUCAUUAGGAUAGCCAGCAGUGUGUAGACAAACGCUUGCACCACGCACAACCCCCACUGUUCAGAAGUUGGAAUAGAUCGGUUUGACUUCUCCCUUUUUUAAAUAUAUUUUUAUAGAGCAGAAAGGAAGGAGCACAAUCCAACUCUGUCAAUGUGUUCGGAUCAUUGAAUUUGACAAGAGUCCCUAAAAAUUCUGCACAAAAAAAAAGCACCAUUUAUUGAGAAAUUGUUGGGUUGUUAUUGUUGAUUGUUCAAAAAGCUUGUGCUAGUUGCACCAAAAACAAAAGCCCUUGAUGUGACUGAACCAAUGAUACAAUGGCCAGAUGGGUAACAUGGCCCUUUAGAUAGGAAAUUACUUGAUGUCAACUAGGGUUGUUGAUUUAUUAUCCUGUUUUAAAAGAAUUCCAGUUUGGAGGAUUACCUUGCUGCUUUAUUCCCUUCUGAUUCCAGAAAUCCUCCCAAGACUUUUUUGGGGGACAUUUUUGAGGAAUUUUGCAACCCUGAUGUCAACAUUGGAGAGGCCUUAUAAAAGCCUCUGGUUAUGGCCUCUAGUUAGGCCUCUAGUUCUGACUGGGAAACCUAGGUUAAACCAUGGGACAUAAAUAGCUAGGUAGAGAACUUCAAACUGGAUGUCUCAUUUGGACCAGUCACUUCAACUGUCACCGUCAUUUCAGACCCCGUUCUACCCAAGUGCCCGUGGGUUACAAUUGGUUACAUUUUUGUUUUACUUCAUGGGUGUUUUGGGUGUGUUGAAUCUUUAGUCAUCAGGGUGGGUGUUUGUGUGCUCCACGAGGAGGGAGGGUUUUACUCUUCUUUUUUUUUGAGCCCGAAGGUUUGCGGUUCUAGCCACCUUGCUUCCACGCUAUGGUUCUGUCUGUCAUUGGCUGUGUCUGAAUGUUUAGCCAAAUGUAAUAAUCCCCUUUUCCCAAUGACAUUGUGCCAACCCCCAACCCUGUUGACCUAAAGCUUCACAAGUGGAAAGUGCCUCACAUGUUGAUUUUAUAUGGUAAAUGUUGACUGCACCUCUCCCUCAGUGAGUUGGUUGAGUGUUUGUGUAUAGAAGCUUGGUAAACCAGUAUCACCUUACAGAUUAGUACAUAUAUUUGCCCCCUUCCCACUAUCUCUGAGCCAUCGUAUAGAACUCUGUCGACCCAAAGCACCUGUGUACAAAGCCCGAGCUGCCUCUUGGCUUUGUAACUCUUGAGACCAAGAUCAGGGCCUUUUUUAUUCUUCUGUUCAUGCUCAACCAGCUUCAGGCUGACAAGGUAAAAAUCUGUCGCUCUGUCCCCGGAGCAAGGCAGUUAACCCACUUCCCCUGGCACCGACGACGUGGAUGUCGAUUUGUAAGGCAGCCCUCUGCACCUCUCGGAUUCAGAGAGGUUGGGUUGAAUGUGGAAGACCCAUUUCAGUUGAAUACAUUUAGUUGGACAACGGACUAGGUUUCCCCCUUUCCAUUUCAUGCUGUAACACCGGGUUCCAUUCCAAUUCAAACCCAUUGUUUUGUGUUCCAGCUACGUCUUCACUCCAUGUCACUGAAGUGUUGGACCUUUUGACUAUUCCUUCUUUAUGGCCCCUCGUUGUGUCCUCCACCUAACCAAAUAUAGUUGGUAUAAUACAUUGCCCUGAGUUACUGCAAUCACAAACACAUAGUUUACUGGUUAUUAGAGGACAGCCUAGCGUGUCUGGGUCCUUGUUCCAUACCGUCUGCUAGCUGCAGAUUGAAAAUGUGACGCAAUGCCCCAGUAGAGUAUUUUGAAUAUCCCGGUUACAGGGCACACCUUUCUCCAGAGACGGUGAACGAUAGUGAAACAGACUGGAGGAGUGGGACUUCAUAGGUUUCAACCAGUCUCUCCCCCACCCCUAAACCUGUCUCUCCUCCACCCCUAAACCUGUCUCUCCUCUGAGACCAUUUAGCUGUCCCCUUUUGAGAUGCCCAAAGUUGUCUCUCUCUUAACUCCUAUCCUCUUUCUCCUUCCGCCUCCGCCUCGUUCUCUUUGCCCCUGGGGCCGGUUUUGUCUCCCUUAUAACCGGUCACUGUCCCGCUCCCUUCUGUACAUAAUGUAGGGUUAUUUAUAUUUCAUUCCUGUCUGCUGCCUUGCUUUUUAUUUUCUCAUUUUUUUAAGAAUCUAUAUUAACUGUACUGGGACCAUUUUCAAAUGUAUUUGAUGUUUUUUGUUUUGGCUAUUUUUAAUUUGUAUUAUUGUCUUAAAUCAUUUUUAAUUUGCGUUUGUUUCAUUUUAUAGUGUUUUUGUUAUUCAAAAAUUUGAAUAUAUGUGUAUAUAUAAUUAUAUAUAUGAUAUAAUUAUAUAAUGCCAAAUGGCCUUUCAAAGCAAGAUACUGUUCAAACCUAAAUAAAGUGCUUGAGAUUGUU
Molecule: messenger RNA, 9326 nt
Organism: Oncorhynchus masou masou (cherry salmon)
Lineage: Eukaryota; Metazoa; Chordata; Actinopteri; Salmoniformes; Salmonidae
Product: receptor-type tyrosine-protein phosphatase alpha-like
Exons: 23
Coding region: 403-2943 (846 amino acids)
Biological process (GO): protein dephosphorylation
Molecular function (GO): protein tyrosine phosphatase activity
Source: RefSeq, a predicted model, not a curated record